Molecule: messenger RNA, 1757 nt
Organism: Grammomys surdaster
Lineage: Eukaryota; Metazoa; Chordata; Mammalia; Rodentia; Muridae
Gene: Tedc2
Product: tubulin epsilon and delta complex 2
Exons: 10
Coding region: 28-1422 (464 amino acids)
Source: RefSeq, a predicted model, not a curated record
GGAUUCGCGCUAUGGAGCAGAUCUUGAAUGCUAUGCUCAAGAUUGGGUAGCCUAGCCGGAAGUGGGCGGCCUUCUGCCCGGAAGGCGCGGGACUCUGUGGCGGCGGCAAAAAUGCUUGGCGUUAAAGCAAACUACCUACUACCCGGGGACUGCGCUCACCGGGUGGUAGUGGAGCUGCAGGGCGCCCUGGACUCCUGCGCCGAUCGGCAGCGGCAGUUGGAGCGGAGCCUGAGCAUUUCCAGGAGGCUGCUGCAGGUCUGGGAACCAGCCAGGACCCCGUCUCCAGUUCUAGAAACCAAGGAAGAAGACCCAAGUCCAGCAUGUACACCUAGUUCUCAAGACCUCGAGGAGCUGAAACUUUUGACCCAGGCACUGGAGAAGGCUGUACGUGUCAGGAAAGGUGUGUCCAAUGCUGGACGAAGAGACAGAACCCCCAGUCUAACAUCUAAGGCAGCCACUUCUGGUACUACUGGCUCUGCCCAUCCUCGGGCUCCCAGCCAGGCUGGCAGCCGUGUAUCGGGUGCAGGAUCCACCAAGGGCAUACAAUGGGCCACAACCAACGCUAAGGAUUGCCCUGAGUGCAGACUUCCAUCAAGGGGAGAUAAGACCCAUGUAAGAACACAAGACCAAACUACUGGGUAUAGACCAGGCCUCAGGGACCAACAAAUGGUCCCAUCAUCUGCUCCUCAUGCCACAGAACUCUUCACAUUAAAGGAGAAGGGGACUCUCCUGCAGCUACCUGUGGCCUUUAGGAAGGCAGCUUCUCAGAAUUCCCGCCUGUGGGCCCAGCUCAGCUCUACACAAACCAACGACUCCACAGAUGCCACUAGAGCCGCCAAAACGCAGUUCCUCCAUAAACUCCAGAUGGCUUCAGGCUGUUCCAGCCACAGGCCCAGUGCUGUAGAAGUGGAGGCGCAUGUGCAGAACCUCAGGAAGGCCUGCACACUGCUGAGACUUCAUAUGCAAAAGGAGCUUUCCAAAGCCCCCACUGACUGGAUGCAGGAGUACCACUGCCUGCUCACCCUGGAAGGACUGCAGACCAUUGUCGGACAGCAUCUCCACAGGAUACAGGCGCUGCAAGCAGCUGUGACAGAACAACUUCCAGGAGCAUGCCUUGCAGAGAAGCCCCCUCGGGCCUCCUCAGUCUGUGGAGGAGAGAUGGACUCUUCCUGGAGCCCUGAGCUCCUUCUCUACUCCAGCACCAAGGAGCUGCAGACCUUGGCAACCUUGAAGCUUCAAGUGGCCAUGCUAGACCAGCAGAUCCAUCUAGAAAAGGUUCUGAUGGCUGAACUCCUCCCUCUGAUAAACACUCAGGAGCCAGGAGGACCACCUUGGCUGGCACUGUGUCGUGCUACAUACAGUCUGCUCUGUGAGGGAGGCGAACGCUUCCUCACAGUCCUUCGAGAUGACCCUGCUGACUAAGCAGUCUGGGCAGACAAGCCUCUCUGGGGGAGCCCCCUCCUCUCAGCUGGGAAGUAGUGAACAAGGAUUGAGGGAGAUUUUCCUGUUUGGGGGAGCUAAGAGCACAGAGCUAUAACAUCACUGGGGAAGCUAGGUGGACAGGGUGUUCCCCCCUCACCCCUAGCUCCUCUUGGCCUCCAGACUUCUUAGUCAGGGCUCAGCUUUCUGGCUUCCUGGGGAAGUCCUUGGCUGCCUCUCCUUUCUCUCACUGUAGACCUACAGACGACCUACAUGACACCUGAACUCCUUGAGGGAGUAUAAAUAUUUAAAUUAUAUCACACUAGGACUUGGCAAGA